GGGCGGGACCACACUUGGAUGCAGCCUUGGAAGGAACAUGUGAGCAUCCUCUGGGAGCCCAGGAAAAGAAGUCUGGAGGGUCUGGCCCAUGCCAAGCACAGUUCCUAAGACUCAUUAGCCCCAUGGCAUCCCUCGAGGUGCUGCCCUGUCAGGGGCGGGCCACGGGCGCCCUCCUGCCCAGCCCGACGUUGGGAAUGGACUUCCUCAAGGCCUCUCACUUCGCGUUGGGGCCCGACCCGCGACUGCACUUGGGUGCCAUGUGCUCCACCUCGCACCGGGACUUCCCCAGCCACCCGGUGGCCGCCCGCAAGCUGCGAGGCCAGCCGCCGCGCUCGCCCCUCUUCCAACAGGACCGGUCCUGGGCGGGCGGGGAGCAGGUGUCCGAGGCGCAUCGAGCAUUCACGCCCCCAGGCGAGACCGGGCGGGAGCGGGAACCGGCGCCGGCGCUCGCGCAGGACAAGCAGAUCAGCCACCUGCACAUCCGCGCGGACGCGCGCGCCCGCACCAGCCUCCCCACCGUGCGCGCCGACUAUGGCUGGGUGGAGCUGCCGCCGCGCGCCAGAGAGCGGAUUCGCGGCGCGCGCCUCAUCUUCGACCGCGACUCGGUGCCACCGGGCGACCCCGCCAAGCUGCGCAUCCCGCUCACUACGUACCAGGAGUUCUUCCCGCCCCACGACUCCUGCCCACAUCUUUGCACCCACCUCGAGGGCCCAAAUCCCCUCAAGUGGGACCAAAGGAAACAGGACAAUGAGACCUCCUACCAAAGACAGUUCCAGGCUCUGCCAAGUGCACCUGCCUUGAUGUGUAAGAGGGCCUCCUCCAGUGUGAAGAUGGGAGACGUCAGGAAUGGCUCUGGGCCCAUGUGUUCUGAGCAGAGGCAAGCCUAUGGGCCUCAGGGUCUGCCCCCAGACAGGUAUGACAAGGCCCAGGCAUCGGCCCGCAUCCACCGUGUAAAUAUUCGGCCUGGGGACGGCCUUUUCCGUGGCCAGACCAGCAAGGACGAGCACUUCUACGCCCGGGAGCCAGAGCCUUUCGUUGCUCACCGCGACCAGACUCCACAGUCGCACAUCCUGGAAGGAAAUGGGUGUCCCGGCCCAGGCAGCCUGGCCACGUUCAUGCACUUCUUCUACGGCCAGCCACCACCCGCGACCAAGCCGCCCAGCCGCCACCAGCCUCACGAGACACUGCAGACUCACGUGGUCCUAGGCGAGUCGGCGCUGCUCAACCAGUUCUUCCAGACCUCAACCGGCAGGGAUUACAGCCCCCCCAGGACACAACGGCUGGUCAAAGCUCCCAGCCUACACUUGCAGCGCAGCAACCUGCCCGAGGGCACCGGCGAACCAGAUUUUUUAACGAUGAACCAGAAGAUGCUGAAGCCACACAGAGCAGCUCCAGCCUCCAUGACUGAGGAGAUGCUACAGCGGUGCAAAUAUAGCCACAUAGAGCCCCCGCUGGGCAGACAGCAUUUCUUCUCAACUCAUCACAACGAUGACUUUAACUUCAAAUACCAGGGCCCAGCAGUGCUGAGAAUGGACAACUCCCAGGAAAGCUACGUGCCACUGGGCACCUUUCGCCAGUGGGGCUGUAGGGCUAGGAAGGUAGACCCACAGGCCCCCCAGACCCCUUUCUACCCAUGCCCUAGCCAGCAAUAAACACUGCCUUGGCAAAAUCGCUCCCCUCUCCAUAAGUCAGCUAUGAAGGUGGAUGUUUGGAGGUGUGUGGUCUGUACAGGAGAGAUGACGCCAUCAAGAAGACCCUGAACAGACAAUUCGGUGGACCCUGGAAGUCACCCCAAUCUGGGCAGGGAAACU
Messenger RNA from Talpa occidentalis (Iberian mole), 1811 nucleotides. RefSeq names its product testis expressed 45 (gene SAXO5). The transcript has 9 exons. Lineage: Eukaryota; Metazoa; Chordata; Mammalia; Eulipotyphla; Talpidae. Bases 123 to 1652 code for a protein of 509 amino acids. The record is from RefSeq and is a predicted model, not a curated record.